Molecule: messenger RNA, 2703 nt
Organism: Prorocentrum cordatum
Lineage: Eukaryota; Dinophyceae; Prorocentrales; Prorocentraceae
Source: the annotation of a GenBank genome assembly
AUGGUUGGCGUCCGUGGGCAAUGCUGGGCUGUGCCGAGCGGUGCCAAUGAUGGUAAGUAUCUUCUCAUGAGCUCGGCCACGCUGGUGGAAGCCGUAUACAUCGCUUUCAUGCGGGAACCGCGCAACAGGUAUGUGCGGCGGUCUUUGUCGAACGGGGUCAGCAACUACUUGCUCUUCCGCCAGGAGACGCCCGACGACGUGCUGAUAUACCUGAAGGAGCUGAACAAUGCCUUUCACCGCGGAGCUGGAACGUCUUUCCUCGAGACGAUGGACCGCGUCGGCGACGCGGACAAGUCGUGGAAGAUCUACGCCAGGGAGAAGCGCAUCACGUCAAGAAGUUGCCCGUCCACGGGUCCUGAUACAUAUUUGCAACAAUGCUGGAAGCACGUAUCCAAACAGUUCCCAGGGGUGUGGAAGAACAACUUCAGCUUCACGAAUUCGAAGGUUAUCGUCAGUGGGCUGGAUCGCUUCAAAAUGGGGAAACAAUUCCUGGAAGCCAUGUGUUCGUGUGUGAACUUUUGCCACCCGAGCAUGAACACUGAGAAGAUUCUGGCCUCCAUUCGGGACGUGCUUGCAGAGAUCACUAAGACUUUCAGUGAGACUAUCCCCGAGUUUCAUUUGAUUAUCAUCUUGACCGAGGCCUUCAAGUUUUGCGUGCCCAAGGAUCUCGACGACGAGGAUCAACCAGACAUGGCGGUUGAGACCAUCGGCACCAAGAUUGACUUGGCGGCCGAGGCGUUUGCAUGCUCUGACGAGGAGGAAGGGGCGACUGGGGCAACUGGGUCGGCGGGGGCGCAGGUGAAGGCGCCACAAAGCCGCGAGAAGAAGUUCUUGGACGAGCUUCACAGCGCCGUUGUCGCAGUGGUUCGCAAGGUUCCCGACGAGAAGCUCAGUGUGGAGACCCUCCGCGAUUGCUACAGGAACGGCAUGCACUUCGCGGCGAAGUCGAAAGUUAUCAACGAGCAAUUGUUUUCCGACUGCGAGACCUGGACUGCGCUGCGAAGCACGAUCCGUAGAGUCAUGAGGCGGCAUCACGGUCACGUGCUUGACUUGCUCUCCCCAGUCGACGUGGAGGCGGCGGGAGCAUCGUCGCAGGGCAGCGGCAACCGCGGCGAUGUUGACGUCGACAUCGACCUGAAGGACCUGAACGUGCCUGAUGGUAAGGACCUGCUCAUCAUGCACUACAGAGCCAAGUUCACGGAGUCCGUGUCAAAGGAGGAGGUCAAGGCAGCCGUGCGCAGCUUCGUGGACUCGUGUGACCUAGACCUGCCUGUGGAUCUCCGGGGCUACUUCGUUCAGUGGUCCCAGAGGGUGCUCAAGGUCAUCAAGCCGAAGCUCGACGUCACGACCAAGCGCCUAGACAUCUCUGCCCUGAUUGAGUGCUGCGCGACCGCUUUCAAGAAUGACGGUGGCGUCUUCCUGCAUUUGGAGGGGCUGAUGCAGCUCUGCGAAUGCGCCGAGGAGGAGGAGGUGACCACGGUGACCACAGUGCCAGACUAUGCGAUACCAGAAAUUUGGGGAAAUGAUCAGCGAUACCUCGACGCCGUCAGUAACUUCCGUGCCACCAUGAUGAUCGCUGGGCUACCCAAGUUCGCCUCCUUCGUGAGCCAGCACGACUCUCACCUGCUGUCCAAGAUGUCGGGCGAUGCCAACCUUGCAGAGCUCAUCAGCAACGUCGAUGUGUGGCUGCAUUGGUCGAGCGAGUCAGAUUCGGCAAGCUGGUCGAGUUUCUGGCAGGCGCUCCUCCGCUGUCCCGACAUCAAGAAGGCACAGCAGUUUGCAGAUGAACGGGCCAAAAGGAUGCUAUCGGAGUUGGGUGCCAGGGCGACGCAGCUCCACACCGAGGCCAUUGCUGCAGCCAAGGAGAAGAAGCUAGCCGAGGUGAGAGCGGCAAAGGCCCAGGAGGAGACGAGCGUCGUCGCGGUGGGAGAUGGCGACAAGUCGGAGCCAUCUCAGAAGAGGCAGAAGACUGACCAGCACGUUUCCGUGGCAUCUAUCCACGCAGAGUUCGCCCAGGCUGUCCUCCAGCAGCUCCCGCAGGGCGAGGACCCGCACGCGCAGUUCAUGCCGACUUACAUCAUGCUAGCGCUGAGCAAAGCUGAGUCGAGCCUCAUGACUGCGGCGAUCUGCGGCCCCUUUGCGGAUCAAGCGUGGGACUGCCUCUACACGGAGCACUCGAAGGUUGCCGCUGGGGAUGCGCACUUGUUCGCGUCGCCGCCCAAGAAGACCAUUCGCUUGACCUUCGCGGGGAAGUUGUCCCUCCUACCGGCGGUGGGAUCCAUCCAUGUCGGCACUCUGUUCAACGUGAACAUGUACCUCCGCCCUCCUGCCCUGAGAGUCCUCGCAGGCACGUUCUUCAUGCCAGCGUGGCUGGUCAGGACUUGCAAACUCAAUGGAGACGGCUUUCCCUUGGAGACACCGACUUGCGAGGUGCACGAGAAGAAGAUCAGCGUCGAGUUCGAAGUUCCUGGGUUUCUGGGCGCUCCUGGGAAGUUGGUGAAGUUCGACAUCAAGCACUUUUACGUCGUGCUGAAACCAGAGUUCGCCUCGGAGGUGGAGGCUGGCAGCGUGGAGAUGAUCCGCGCGCCCAUGAAGGCUGAGUUGUGCGAGGUCUCGGAUGCGUGGGCGAAGUCGCUCGUCGCGAAAGCCAGGGAGCGCAAGCCAGCGCCCAAGGCGAAGGCCUCCAAGCCGUCCCACACCGAC